AUGAAUUCCAACCUUGGGAUCCUGUUCCUCCUCAUGCUCUUCACUGGCCUGCCUCUCCACUUUCUCCUUGCCCUUCCCUUUGCGCUCGCUACACCGGUCCCAGCGCCCCCCGUGCCGCUAGACUGGCCGGAUCAGAAGCCCACACAUACCCACAAACCCCUCCUGCCUCCGCCUCCGCCCCGCAAUCUAGAAGACCACCGUUUUCCACCUUUAGAUUGCGGUGGUGCGACCCAUAAGCAUGGAUUUGCUGCAGGUUGUGUUCGGAGGGAGAGGGACGUCUAUAUGGUAGAGGGGAAGAGAGAUGAAACGGUGGUGAGGGUACCUGAGGGAGGGUUGGGGAGGCCUACGGUCGGCGGAAGGCUGGACCUCAGUGUGGAUCCGAAUCGACAUCCUACCAGUCAGUUGUUGAAGGAAGAAAGCAAGAAGAACAAGUAA
Endocarpon pusillum Z07020 is the source of this 435-nucleotide messenger RNA. RefSeq lists its product as uncharacterized. The transcript has 2 exons. The record is from RefSeq and is a predicted model, not a curated record. NCBI's taxonomy places the organism in Eukaryota, Fungi, Ascomycota, Eurotiomycetes, Verrucariales, Verrucariaceae. Bases 1 to 435 code for a protein of 144 amino acids.